Molecule: messenger RNA, 1502 nt
Organism: Nothoprocta perdicaria
Lineage: Eukaryota; Metazoa; Chordata; Aves; Tinamiformes; Tinamidae
Gene: AGTR1
Product: angiotensin II receptor type 1
Exons: 1
Coding region: 16-1056 (346 amino acids)
Biological process (GO): regulation of vasoconstriction; immune response; G protein-coupled receptor signaling pathway
Cellular component (GO): membrane
Molecular function (GO): angiotensin type II receptor activity
Source: RefSeq, a predicted model, not a curated record
GAGGAAGACAUCAAAAUGGUCCCAAACUACUCUACUGAAGAAACCGUGAAAAGAAUCUACGUCGACUGCCCGGUUUCGGGAAGGCACAGUUACAUCUACAUUAUGGUCCCAACCGUUUACAGCAUCAUCUUCAUCAUAGGCAUAUUUGGGAACAGCCUGGUCGUUAUAGUCAUUUACUGCUACAUGAAGCUAAAAACAGUGGCCAGCAUCUUUCUGCUGAACCUGGCCCUGGCCGACUUGUGCUUCCUCAUCACUCUGCCGCUCUGGGCGGCCUACACGGCCAUGGAGUAUCAGUGGCCCUUCGGCAACUGCCUGUGCAAGCUGGCGUCAGCAGGGAUAAGCUUUAAUUUGUACGCCAGCGUGUUCCUGCUCACGUGCCUCAGCAUCGACCGCUACCUGGCCAUCGUCCACCCCGUGAAGUCCCGAAUCCGGCGCACCAUGUUCGUUGCCCGAAUAACGUGCAUCGCCAUCUGGCUCCUCGCCGGCGUGGCCAGCUUGCCCGUCAUCAUUCACCGCAACAUCUUCUUUGCCGAGAACUUGAACAUGACGGUCUGCGGGUUUCGGUACGACAACAAUAACACGACGCUGCGGGUUGGGUUAGGUUUAUCUAAAAACUUGCUGGGCUUUUUAGUACCCUUUCUGAUCAUUUUAACAAGCUAUACCUUAAUUUGGAAGACCCUGAAGAAAGCCUAUCAAAUUCAAAGAAAUAAGACUAGAAAUGAUGAUAUUUUUAAGAUGAUUGUGGCGAUAGUGUUUUUCUUCUUCUUUUCCUGGAUUCCUCAUCAAGUGUUCACUUUUCUGGAUGUAUUAAUUCAAUUACAUGUAAUAACAGACUGCAAAAUCACUGAUAUUGUGGAUACAGCUAUGCCCUUCACCAUCUGCAUAGCUUAUUUCAACAACUGCUUGAAUCCUUUCUUCUAUGUCUUUUUUGGAAAAAACUUUAAAAAAUACUUCCUUCAGCUAAUAAAAUACAUCCCUCCAAAUGUCAGCGCACAUCCCAGUCUGACAACGAAAAUGAGCUCCCUGUCCUAUCGGCCACCAGAAAACAUACACUGACCUGCAAAAGACCGCUGGGUCUUUUUGACACAGCACGAUGUGUUUUGCAAUAUACUUUUCCAGAACAGCCUUGUGAACGAAGCAGCAAGAGGGACAGAAUUCAUCUGCAGUCCUGAGCACGCAGCUUACUGCUCAUUCCUAAAACAUGAAACCACUUCAGAGAAACCAUACUCUGUAUCUGUAAACUCCUACUGUAAUCUCUAAAGUCAUACUGUAAGGAUUUAUCCGUGGCCUUUGGUUUUAUAUUGGGAAGAGGAUCGCUUGGUUCCCAGCUUGUGCUUCUUUACUGGGAGCAACAUAAAUGGUGAACAGGUACAUGGGGGUCACCCCCAGCAUCCUGCCAUUUACUUCAGAGAGGACAGAUAAAACUGAAAAGAUAUCUGGACUGGAGUUAAAAGAAAAGCCUGUAUGACAUUGUGUGAAUUCAGAAAGACCUGCUUUGCAUA